Molecule: messenger RNA, 3931 nt
Organism: Rhincodon typus (whale shark)
Lineage: Eukaryota; Metazoa; Chordata; Chondrichthyes; Orectolobiformes; Rhincodontidae
Gene: dhx33
Product: DEAH (Asp-Glu-Ala-His) box polypeptide 33
Exons: 12
Coding region: 104-2122 (672 amino acids)
Biological process (GO): positive regulation of transcription by RNA polymerase I
Cellular component (GO): intracellular anatomical structure; nucleolus
Molecular function (GO): ATP binding; RNA binding
Source: RefSeq, a predicted model, not a curated record
AUAGAUCGGGUAUUUCCGUCCAGACCCGGCUACCUCCGGCCGGAUUCGGCUAUUUCCGGCCUGCAGCAUAGUGGUUUCUGUGCAACUGUGGGUCCUCGUGUCAAUGGAGAGUCGGCCUCCUCCGGCUAAGAAGUUCAAAACAUCAUUGUCCGUGUGUGGCCAAAGGCGGGACAAUGCACUCUCGCGGGAGAUGGAGAUUGAUCAACAGCGGAGAGACCUGCCCAUCUAUCGGGCUCGGGGAAAACUCCUCGGACAACUGCGACAGCUGGACGCGGCGGUGAUCAUAGGUGAGACAGGUUCGGGGAAGACGACACAGAUUCCACAGUAUCUGUAUGAAGCCACCAUUGGGCGACAGGGUAUCAUUGGCGUCACACAGCCCCGACGUGUGGCAGCAAUAUCACUUGCAGCUCGGGUCUCAGAAGAAAAGAAAACAGAGUUAGGCACGUUGAUUGGAUACGCUGUCCGUUUUGAAGAUCUCACCUCUGACAAGAGUAAAAUUAAGUUUUUAACCGAUGGGAUGCUGCUUCGAGAGGCAAUCGGAGACCCACUCCUUCACAGGUAUAGUGUGGUGAUUUUGGAUGAAGCCCAUGAAAGGACUGUCCACACAGAUGUUCUCUUUGGCAUUGUGAAAGCCGCACAGAAAAAGCGAAAGGAACUCGGCAAAAUGCCACUGAAGGUAAUUAUCAUGUCUGCCACAAUGGAUGUCGAUCUCUUCUCUCAAUACUUUAACAGAGCACCUGUUUUGUAUCUGGAAGGGAGACAACAUUCCAUUCAGAUCUUCUACACAAAGGAACCUCAGAGUGACUAUCUCCACGCUUCUUUAGUAUCAAUUUUUCAGAUCCACCAGGAGGCACCACCUUCACACAACAUUCUGGUUUUUCUGACUGGUCAAGAGGAAAUUGAGGCCAUGAGUCGAACAUGCAGGGAAAUUGCCAAACACCUUCCACAAGGCUGUGCGCAGAUGUCAGUAUUCCCUCUGUAUGCAUCACUCCCUCACCUGCAGCAGCUUCGAGUCUUUCAACUGGGACAGAAGGGCUGCCGUAAAGUGAUUCUUUCCACAAACAUUGCAGAAACAUCAAUCACCAUUCCAGGCAUCAAGUACGUUGUGGAUACAGGCAUGGUUAAAGCCAAGCGCUACACCCCUGAGAGUGGGUUGGAGGUCCUUGCUGUGCAGAAAGUUUCAAAAGCCCAGGCAUGGCAGCGAGCAGGGCGGGCAGGACGGCAGCAGGCAGGAAUCUGUUACCGACUAUACACUGAGGAAGAGUUCGAGAAAUUCCUGAACAUGACCGUACCAGAGAUACAAAGAUGUAAUCUGGCGAAUGUGAUGCUUCAGCUGCUGGCCCUUCGGAUACCCAACAUCUUGACAUUUGACUUUAUAUCAAAACCAUCUCCAGAUGCAGUGCGGGCAGCCAUUGAACAGCUUGAGCUGCUGGGUGCAAUCGAGUGCAAAGACAGCCAGAUCAUUCUGACACAAAUGGGCAAGAAAAUGGCAACAUUCCCUCUGGAACCCAGAUUUUCCAAGGCUGUCCUGCUGUCCCCAGAGUUUCACUGUUCUGAGGAGAUCUUGACCAUCAUUUCAUUGCUUUCUGUGGACAGUGUCCUGUACAAUCCGCACAGUAAACGGGAGGAAGCACACUCUGUGAGAAAGAGAUUCAUCUCAAGUGAGGGAGAUCACAUGACCCUCCUGAACAUAUAUCAGGCUUUUAAGAAUGUAGGAGGACAUAAGGAAUGGUGUAGAGAGAACUUUGUGAAUGGCCGAAACAUGGCAAUGGUAACAGAAGUUAGAUGUCAACUGCGUGACAUUUGUGCAAAGUUUGGAGUUCGUUUGGAAUCUUCUCGUUCAGACACCAGCAAUAUCCGUCGGUGCUUAGCUCAUGCUCUGUUUCUGAAUGCUGCAGAACUGCAGCUGGAUGGGACGUAUGCAACCCUGGACACCCGGCAGCCUGUGGCUAUCCAUCCCUCCUCUGUCCUCUUCCACUGCAAACCUUCCUAUGUUUUGUACAAUGAAUUAUUGCACACAUCGAAGUGCUACAUACGGGACUUGUGUGUGGUGGAUCCUGAAUGGCUUUAUGAGGCAGCCCCAGAAUAUUUUGGUAGAAAGUUGAAAGGAGUAAAAAGUUAAUGCAUCUGAGAUAGCGACUGCUCAAAGUAUAUCUGUUGUAGACAGGUACAUCAUUGGUUUUCAGAAGACAAACAACCACAAGAUUUUGCACUAAAAUAUCUGUUUUUUUAAAUAACUUUUAUAUUACUUGUAAAGUAGUUCAUAUGUGAAUUAACAAAGUAUAAUGCAUUAUUGGCCUUUUCUGAUACAGCAUCAGUAGAAGAAAUGGAUUGACCAACAAUAUUAACUCUUAUUUUCUACUAUCAAAUGUUUUUGUUGUCAGUUAGUCAAUGGUGGAGUCAUGAAAUUGUGUUUUAACAUUGUUUUUACACACCAACUAGAAGGAAUUUAAUGAGUCAUUGCUUUUUAUCAUUUCCUUAAACUGAGAGAUCUCAGGGAAAUUCAGAAGUGCAUGAGGAUCUGUCCGUGCAGCAUGAUUGGUGCAUUCAUGUGUCUGCGCAAUGCAGUUGGGGGCAUGCAUGUUUUGUAGUUUAGCCAACUUUGUGUUCAUACCUUUGUAAUGGCUUUUAUUUAAUUGUAAUACAUUAGAUUCAGCCCCAGGAUCUCAUGCUGAAACUGAAUAUGAAAUUCCAAGUGUUAUGAUCACAUUUCCUUUGAGGAUUCUUUAGCUAUGUAUUUAAAAAAAAAAGUCACUUGCUUGCAAUUCAUUAAUUUUUGUCCUUAAGCCAUUUCUUUUUCAGACCAAGCUGACACUUGUUCUUCUUUAUUCAAGUGAGCCUAAAUUUUGUUGACCAUUCUUUUCAUGUGGAGUUUUGUCAAUUAGAUUAUUCAAAUAUGAGCUGCCCUUUACAAAUAUCUGCUUUAUACCCUUUACAAUUAACUCAAACCUCUUGAGACCGCAGGCUAAACAUUCUGGGGACAUGGGUUCAAAUUCCAGCAGAGUAGAUGUUGAAAUUAGAAUUCAGUAAAGACCUGGGAAUAAAAGGAUAGUUUAAUGCUGACCACGUAACUACUGCUGAUUGUAAUAACAACCCACCUGGUUCAUUAAUGUCCUUUUGGGAAAGAAAUUUGCUGUCCAUAUCUGGUCUGACUUACAUGUGACUCCAGACCCAUAACAGUGUCAUUGACCCUUGAUUGUUAUCUGAGCAAAUAGGGAUGGGCAAUAAAUGCUAACCUAAUCAGUGACACCUACAGUUCCUUAGUGAACAAAAAAAGUGCCUCUUUUAUCACUUGAUUAUUAUUUCUGAAGCCUACCCACCAUGUAUAAUAAACUGACUAGCUUGUAAUUUUGAGCAGUGAUCCUCUUCUCAAUCUUCCAAAACCUUCUAUUGAUGGAAUAAAGUGUAAGAUUAUCGCAUGCCUUUUCCAAAAUCUUCAUUCUCCCUCAACUUAUUGUAUGUGACAUAGUUCCCACUUGAAUUCACCUGACAUGCCUUUUUCACUGUUUUUGUUUCAACAUAGUCUCCGCCUCCUCGUCACUUGAGUCCUGACUUUGGCUCCUUUAUCUAUUCCACUUUGUUCCACUAUCAGGUUGCUCCCCACUCUUUUCCAUUGCUAAUCUAAUCAGUGAUCAUUCUGACUCAAGUGCUCCCUGUGAACACAUGGUCCACUUGGCAUACCUCAUUCCCCAGCACCAGAUCCAUCAAUGCUUCCUUUCUAGUUUGGAUUAGAACACACUGACCAAGGAAGUUCUCCUGGGAUGUGGCAUCUCUGGAGUGCAGAAUGUGGUGGUGGAAACCCAAGUGCUUUUUUUAAAAAUAGUCUCACAGAGUACAAGUUUAAUUGCUAGUUUCUAGUCCAUUAAUCUUUCUGGAGAGAUUUGUAGGGUCUUUAUGUUUAUAAUAAAGAAAUUUACUAACUAAAUUAUAA